UCUCACCUGCAAUAGGAACCAGAUUUCUCUUGUUGAGAGAAACAGCUCAUCCUGCUCUACACAUUUCCUCAAGUGGGACAGUGAUCAGCUUUGCUGAGAGGAGACGGCUGACAGAAAUCCCGUCAGUGCUGGGUGAGGAGCUGCCUUCCUGUGGCCAGCAUUACUGGGAAACCACAGUCACAGACUGCCCAGCAUAUCGACUCGGCAUCUGCUCCAGCUCGGCCAUGCGGGCAGGUGCCCUGGGACAAGGGGAGACCUCAUGGUACAUGCACUGCUCUGAGCCACAGAGAUACACAUUUUUCUACAGUGGUAUCGUGAGUGAUGUUCACGUGACUGAGCGUCCAGCCAGAGUGGGCAUCCUGCUGGACUACAGCAACCAGAGACUUAUCUUCAUCAACGCGGAGAGCGGCCAGUUGCUCUUCCUCAUCAGGCACAGGUUUAAUGAGGGUGUCCACCCUGCCUUUGCCCUGGAGAAACCUGGAAAAUGUACUUUGCACCUGGGGAUAGAGCCCCCGGAUUCUGUAAGGCACAAGUGAUCCUUGGCUUUCAGGAUUUACAAGAGCAGUGAUUUAAAUUUGGGGGUGGGGGGCCUGCUGUUCAUUCCUCUGGGUGCUAUACAUUAUUCAAAAAGCCUCCCACACAUUUGCACUAAUGAUGGCUGCACGCGUAGCAAUCAGCACGUGAGCAAAAUCCACAAGAAAACCUUGACUUCACAGAGCAGUGUGUGAGUAAACAGAAUGAAAACAACAACCUCCACUCCUUAGUUUAUAUAAGUUUGAGUUCUUUCCUAAAUUAAAAGGUCUGCACUUGAGUUGGGAACCAUAAAAGAGAAGUGGACUUGCAUCUGUUUUACUGGUAAAGGAAGUUCUCUAAUGGACGGGUCAGAGUGAAGGAAGGUUGUGCUGGUAAGACAUCUCCUCUGACGAAGACACAUGGACGCCUUCCACAAAAUGUCACCUCGCUGCACUAAAGGAUGAUAAUCCUAAUCAUUAGAGAAAGUGUUUUAGCUGAUUUAAAUGUAUAAUGAACUCUUUUGUAAUAACGUAUACUGUAGAACAUGAGUCUCUCCUCCCUAAAAUUUUAAAUGUAGAAAAGUGCUAUGUAUUAGAAAUUUCCAUUUGUUAAAUAAAUGGUUAGAGUCUAUAAAACCAA
Molecule: messenger RNA, 1152 nt
Organism: Mandrillus leucophaeus (drill)
Lineage: Eukaryota; Metazoa; Chordata; Mammalia; Primates; Cercopithecidae
Product: cardiomyopathy-associated protein 5-like
Exons: 3
Coding region: 225-536 (103 amino acids)
Molecular function (GO): protein binding
Source: RefSeq, a predicted model, not a curated record